AUGUGGAGGCUUUCUGAGCAGAACCAAAGCUGGGUUUCUGAAUUUAUCCUGCUUGGCUUCUCCAGUGACCCCAUCUCCAACAGGAUCCUCUUUGUUGCCUUCCUUGUCCUGUACCUGAGUUCGAUCCUGGGCAAUGGGCUCAUUGUCACUCUGAUCUGCCUGGACUCACAUCUCCACACUCCCAUGUACUUCUUCCUCUGUAUUCUGGCCAUACUGGACGUGGGCUAUGUCACCACCACCAUGCCUCAGAUGCUGGUGCACCUUCUUGCUCACUCUCAGACCAUCUCUUUUGCUUGCUGUUGGCUGCAGAUGUAUGCAUUUGGCGCCCUGGCCUUGACUGAGUGCAUAAUCUUUGUGGUCAUGGCCUAUGACCGAUAUGUAGCCAUUUGCUAUCCAUUGCGCUACACUGUUAUCCUCAGCUGGGGAAUGUGCACACGACUGGCAGCUGGGACCUGUGUCUGUGGUUUCUUCUUCUCCCUAAUUCACACCUUCCUCACAAUGAGAUUGCCCUACUGUGGGCCCAACAUCGUCAACCACUACUUCUGUGAAGGCCCCACAGUACGGAGCUUGGCUUGCAUGGAUACCCAUCUCAUCGAGAUGGUGGACCUGAUCACGAGUGUGUUUGUGAAUGUCACCCCAAGCUGCCUUAUUCUGGCCUCUUAUAUCCGUAUUGUCCAGGCCAUUCUCAAGAUCAAAUCUACCAGGAGCCGUUGCAAGGCCUUCUCCACCUGUGCUUCCCACCUAACUGUGGCCACAUUCUUCUAUGUUCCGGCUAUAUACAUCUACCUUAGGCCCAACUCCAGCUACUCCCCUGAACGUGACAAGCAAUUUGCACUCUUCUAUAAUGUUUUCACGGCACUGCUCAAUCCUGUUGUCUACAGUCUGAGGAACAACGACAUCAAGGGAGCUUUUUUCAAAGUGAUGGGGCGUGGUAGGGGGACCUGUUGA
Molecule: messenger RNA, 948 nt
Organism: Echinops telfairi (small Madagascar hedgehog)
Lineage: Eukaryota; Metazoa; Chordata; Mammalia; Afrosoricida; Tenrecidae
Product: olfactory receptor 2A12-like
Exons: 1
Coding region: 1-948 (315 amino acids)
Biological process (GO): G protein-coupled receptor signaling pathway
Cellular component (GO): membrane
Molecular function (GO): olfactory receptor activity; G protein-coupled receptor activity
Source: RefSeq, a predicted model, not a curated record